AUGUCACUGGAUACAUAUAUCAAAGGCACACAGUGCUGGUUCAUAGAUGAGAAGGAAGGCUGGAUCAGUGCGACGCUAUCGACAAAAGAUGUUGCUGCCGAUGGGAAAGUCACCUUGACUUUUGUCGACGAACACGGAAAGGACCAUGUAUUUUCAUCGACGUUGGCCAAGAUCAAGGAGACCAACGAUAGCAACCUGCCUCCGAUGCGCAACCCGCCUCUCCUCGAGGGCACCGAGGAUCUCACCAACCUCUCCUACCUCAACGAGCCCGCAGUCCUCAGCAAUAUCAAGACGCGUUACUCCCACUGCAACAUCUACACCUACUCUGGAAUCGUCCUCAUCGCCGCCAACCCCUUCGCCCGCGUCAACCUCUACAGCCAAGACAUCAUUCAGGCCUACUCAGGCCGGAGACGUGGUGAACUCGAGCCACAUCUCUUCGCCAUCGCCGAAGAUGCCUACCGCUGCAUGAUCCGUGAGGAAAAGAACCAGACCAUCGUCGUCUCCGGAGAGUCUGGUGCCGGUAAAACCGUCAGUGCAAAGUUCAUCAUGCGGUAUUUCGCCACCGCAGACGACGGCGGACCAAGCGAUAGUUCUGCCAAGGCCGGCAUGAGCGAAACAGAGGAGCAGAUUCUCGCCACCAACCCCAUCAUGGAAGCCUUCGGUAACGCUAAAACGACCCGUAACGACAACUCAUCCCGCUUCGGAAAGUUUACAGAAAUCCAGUUCGACAAGGAACGCAACAUUAUCGGUGCAAAGAUUAGGACAUACCUCCUGGAGCGAUCUCGCCUUGUAUACCAGCCUGAGCUGGAGCGUAACUACCACAUCUUUUACCAACUCGUCGCCGGUGCCCCACCGUCAGAAAAGAAGGAGCUCGACCUACAGUCCAUCCAGCAGUUCAACUACCUCAAGCAAGGUGGUGUCCAGACCAUCAACGGUGUCGACGAUGCAGCUGAGUUCGAGAUCACCCAGCGCUCCCUUUCGACCAUCGGUAUCUCUGUCCAGGUUCAGUGGUACAUCUUCCGACUCCUGGCAGCACUCUUGCACAUCGGAAAUAUUCAAAUCACCGGACGGAUGGACUCUGUCAUCUCUGACGACGACCCCUCGUUGAUCAUUGCCUCCAAGGUGCUCGGUGUUCCCGCGUCAGAGUUCAAGAAGUGGCUCAUCAAGAAGCAGAUCACAACCCGUUCGGAAAAGAUCGUCUCGAACCUCAAGCCCGACCAGAGUUUGGGGGUGCGUGACUCUGUGGCCAAGUACAUCUACUCCUCCCUCUUCGACUGGCUCGUCAACAACAUCAACGCCAGUCUCUCCAGCGAAGCCAUUGCCAGCAAGAUUCACUCCUUCAUCGGUGUCCUCGAUAUCUACGGUUUCGAGCAUUUCAAGAAGAACUCGUUCGAACAGUUCUGUAUCAACUACGCCAACGAGAAGCUGCAGCAAGAGUUCAACCAGCACGUCUUCAAGCUGGAGCAGGAGGAGUACGUCCGCGAGAAGAUUGACUGGAAAUUCAUCGAUUUUAGCGACAACCAGCCCUGUAUCGAGAUGAUCGAAGGUCGCUUGGGUGUCCUUUCCCUUCUUGACGAGGAGGCUCGCAUGCCCUCUGGCUCCGAUCAAGGAUGGUGCAACAAGCUAUUCACUCAGCUCGGCACCGAGAAGCACAAGAAGUGGUUCACAAAGCCUCGUUUCUCCAACUCGGCCUUCACCAUCUCCCAUUAUGCCCACGAUGUCACGUACGAGUGCGAGGGAUUCUUGGAAAAGAACCGUGAUACCCUGCCUGAUGAGUUGCUGAACUUGAUCAAGAACUCUGACAAUGAGUUCCUGGAGGAAGUCUUGAUGACCAGCGCAACCCUUGGAGCUGGCGGCAGUUUGAGCGAGGACAAGCGCAAGAGUGUGAUCAACAGGAAGCCCACGCUUGGAUCCAUCUUUAAAGGAUCUCUGAUCCAGCUCAUGGACACCAUCAACUCGACCAAUGUCCACUAUAUCCGCUGUCUCAAGCCCAACGAGGCUAAGCAACCUUGGGUCUUUGACGCCCCCAUGGUCCUCGGUCAGCUGCGUGCCUGCGGUGUUUUGGAGACGAUUCGCAUCAGUUGUGCCGGUUACCCAUCCCGCUGGCCCUUCCCCGAGUUUGUCGAGCGCUACUACAUGCUGGUCAACUCGUCCCAGUGGGGCUUCGAUACCCCAAAAAUGUGCUCUGCCAUUCUUGAGGCAGCCAUUACCGAGCCAGACAAGUACCAAGUCGGUCUGACCAAGAUCUUCUUCCGUGCCGGUCUGCUCGCCUACAUGGAGAACCUCCGCACCAGCAAGCUGAACAUGUACGCGACCUUGAUCCAAAAGAACAUGCGUCGUUUCAUCUGCCAGAAGCGCUACCAGAUUGUCCGCCGUGCCGCGAUCAAGCUACAGUGCCUCACCCGCAAGCUUAUCGCCGAGAAGGCUGCCCGCGUGAUUCGCGAGGAUCGCUCUGCAGUUCUUCUCCAGACCCUCAUGCGUGGUUAUGUCCAGCGCAAGAAGUACGUCGAUGCCCGCAACCACGUCCUCCGUAUCCAGUGCGCGGUCCGUGCCAAGCAGGCCCGCCUUGCCUUCCAGAGCAUGCGCGAGACCAACGGAGCCACCAAAAUCCAGCAGAUCUGGCGUGGUGUCCAUGCCCGUCGCCAUUUCAAGAAGGAGCUCAAGUCCAUCUUGCUCAUUCAAUCCUGUAUCCGCCGCAACAAGGCUCACAAGGAGCUGGCUACCCUCAAGGCCGAGGCCCGUUCUGUGAACCACCUCAAGGAGGUCUCUUACCGCUUGGAGGGAAAAGUAGUGGAGCUGACGCGAGCUUUGGACUUGGCGCAUCAGCAGAACAAAUCUUUCGACUCCCAAGUGGCGAGCCUCGAAAGCCAAGUCCGAUUAUGGAGAGAACGAUUCGAAUCAUCACAACAAUCCAAGUCGAAGGAGAUUGCACAUGCUGCCGAGAACCCGACUGUACCCAAGGUCGAGUUCGAGACUUUGAAAGCAGCGAAUGUCGAAUUACAAUCCAAAUAUAACGAGGCGAUCGAGAAGGUCCGAUCGCUCGACCAGGAGAUCCACAAACUGACGGACUCGUUGGCCAAGAGCAAAGAGGAGAUCCACAAGCUUGCCGCCGCGGCCAAGGUCAAGCCCGAGGACUCGGAAACGGUGAUAGCCCUCCGACGUGAGAACCAGUACGUCAAGGAGCAGCUCGCACAGCUGUCGAAGGCCACCGGAAGGGACACUUCCAGCUUCCCUGUCACUGGCAAGGCCUUGUCGCCCCCCACCAGCAACUCAUCCACCUUGCCGCCUACGUACAGCGUCAACGCCAUUAAUAACCACACCUUCGACAAGUACGAGAGCGCCUACUCCUUUGGCAAUAAUAACGCCACCAAGGACACGUCGCAGCACAAGGUCGUUGCCCUGCCUCCCUCUGUCCCUAUCCCUCACCACAACAUCAAGGCCUCUGCUCCCAAGGCCAAUCGCAACCGCAGCAACAGCACGCCCGACAUUGCCGCUCUCGAGAAUAUCGCCAUCUUCAAGCCCCAAAAGACCACCAACAGCGUCUUUGACAACCUCGACAACCACAGUCGUAACAACAAGACCAUGUCGAAUGAUGAUUGGGCCCGUCGUGUCGCUCGAGCCCGCCCAAGUAUCCAUAGUCUAGUAGAACAACCCGAGGUUGAGAUUAUGCGCAUCUUGGACGACGAGGAAGGCUUGCAGGAGGAGGUGUUGCAGGGUCUGAUCAAGAACAUCAAGAUCCCCUCGCCCAGCCUGUCGAACCUUCCUAUGGGCAAGGAGGUCAUGUUCCCGGCCCAUCUCAUUGGCAUGCUGACGACCCAGAUGUGGAGGUACGGCUACGUCAAGGAGUCCGAGCGAUUGAUGAUCAACGUCAUGCAGGCAAUCCAGCAGCAGUCGAUGGCCAUCUCUGGCGACGAAACGAUUAUCCCCUGUGCGUACUGGUUGUCGAACGUCCAUGAGCUGUUGUCAAUGAUUUGCAUCAGCGAGCAGGAGAUUACUCGGGAAGAGUACGCUGCCAUGGGUAACGAGCAGCUGUGGAACGAGUAUGAGCAGCUGGUGUCGACGGUCAAGUACGAGCUUGAGUGCCUCGAGUACAACAUCUUCCACGUCUGGAUGAAGUCGCUCAAGAAGCAGCUCAACAAGAUGAUCAUCCCCGCGAUCAUCGAGAGCCAGGCCCUCCCCGGAUUCAUCACCAACGACUCUGGCCGGUUCUUCAACAAGCUGAUUGGAUCUGGCCCGACCUUCAGCAUGGAUGACCUGUUGUUGUUGUUCAACAAGAUCUGGAAGGCGAUGAGCUGCUACUAUGUCGAGCAUUCGGUCGUCCGCCAAGUCAUGACGGAGCUCCUCAAGAUGGUAGGUGUCACUGGUUUUAACGACCUGUUGAUGCGCCGCAACUUCUGUACCUGGAAGCGAGCUAUGCAGAUCCAGUAUAACAUUACACGGAUUGAGGAGUGGUGCAAGGGUCACGAGUUGCCGGAGGGCACGCUGCAGUUGGAGCAUCUGAUGCAGGCGACCAAGCUGUUGCAGCUCAAGAAGGCGUCGCACAACGACAUCGAGAUCAUCUAUGAUGUCUGCUGGAUGUUGACGCCGACGCAGGUGCAGAAGCUUGUCCAGAACUACCAGAUUGCCGAUUACGAGGUGCCCGUGAGCCCGGAUCUGAUCAAGGCGAUUGCGAUGCGGGUGGCGGCGAACGAGAAGAACGACACGCUGAUGUUGGAUACCAUCUCGCUCGAGGAUGCAGGUUCUUUCGAGACGCCCGAGAUUCGCGAUGUUGACUUGGAGGGCGAGAGGUACCUGCCUGCCUGGUUGGUCAACCUGACCCGACUCAAGUCCCUGAUGCACCUCGUCGUCGUCUAA
Molecule: messenger RNA, 4854 nt
Organism: Linnemannia hyalina
Lineage: Eukaryota; Fungi; Mortierellomycota; Mortierellomycetes; Mortierellales; Mortierellaceae
Source: the annotation of a GenBank genome assembly